AAUAUAUAAUAUUUAACUCAUUUUAUAAUUUUAUAAAUAACGAAUUGUGCUAUAAUAAUCAUCGAAAAGUUUAUUCAAAACACGUAUUAUAUUAUUUCUAUUUAAAUGAAUUCGUUCGGUUAUAUUUAGGAUCGUAUAAACCGUGUUUGAAUUUUUCGUUCCGCCAUUAUCCGUAGAUGGCAUCACAAUCGUGUUAUUGCAAGCUUGCGCAUACCAUAUAUUUAGAUGCAAGUGUUAACAAGAACACUGUUAACAAAGAUUUUUCAUUACUUUAUAUGGCCUUUUUUCUAGCCGGUUUCUACAGUUUAAAUAAGAGUACGAUAAAGAUUGACAGAAUAAAGAGAGAAUACGAUGAAUCGUGUGAGACCGAGAUUAAUAACUUUCGAUGUUACUGGAACAUUGUUAAUGACAAAGUUAAAAGAACAUUAUACCGAGAUUGGAUAUAAAUAUGGCUUAUCAAUCGAGCCGCAUCAAUUGGCGCGAAGUUUUGAAACUAAUUUUCGACAACUCGCUAUCGAACAUCCAAUAUAUGGAAAAUAUACUGGACUUGGAUGGGAAAAUUGGUGGAGAACGAUCGUUCAUAACGUAUUUAAAGAACAAAAUAAAAAUAUUCCUGAUGCGACUCUUGAUAAGGUUGCUAGUGCCCUGAUAAAAUGCUAUAGCACAAGUAAGUGUUGGCAUACAUACCCAGGGACAAUCGAAUUGCUCGAAUACCUUCAUAAACACAGAAUAGUAUUAGGAGUGAUAUCCAAUUUUGAUGUGAGAUUGGAAAAUAUUUUGAUAGAUCUCAAGAUCAGAUCAUUUUUUUCCUUCAUAUUGACAUCAUACAAUUUUGGUAAAGAAAAGCCAGACAAAUCGAUAUUUAUGGAAGCUUUAAGAUUAUCAAAUAAAGAUCAACAAGUAGAUAUUGUACCUCGACAAGCUAUACAUAUUGGCGAUACCAUAAAUAAUGAUUACUUUGGCGCAAAAAAUGCACAAUGGAACGCUCUGUUGAUCAAUCACAGAAAUAAAUCUAUUGACGAGGGGAAUGUUUGUAAAGAUGAUAUUUUUAUAAAUCUUCUAGAUCUACAGAGGCAUUUUGAAACGUUGUUAAAUAAAACGAAUUAAAUAUAACGUUAGAAUUAUUAUUCAUUGUUGGUUUCAAGAUAAUAUUUUCAAUAGUAGAUUCAUCAUAAGUUGCAAAAUUGACUGUUUCUUUUCUAAUAGUAUUAUUAUCAUAACUACUUAGGUAUUAUAGUAAUAGCAAUUAACACAUUGUGUUUAAUGACUUUGUAGUACAAUUUUAUUUGUAUUAAUAAUCCUUUGAGUAUAUUAUGGACGCAUAUAUACACCCAGCAAUAGCAAUCUACAUGGAUUAAGGGUGCAUAUAUGCAUCCAACGAAAGCAAUCCACGUUGACUAAAAACAUAUAUAUAUGUUUAUCAAUUUUUUUAAUCUUCUUUUUUUGUUAUUUAAUCAACAUAGUUCAUAUUAGCAGACAAGUCAUUCUGACCCCAAUAAUUGCAACCAUUAGGCGCAUACCAUCCAUAUAGAGUGCUUCUGCUAUGAGCACUCAGCACUCAAAGGGUUAACUUUAAGAUACCAUUAGAUAUUAAUAUGUUAAUAAUAUAUUAUUAUUAGAUGUAUGUGUUAAUCACGUGCAAUAAUGUUUCCAAUUUCUUUAUACAAUUUAUUUCUUGUUAAAUUUAAAGAAAAUAUAUAUAGAUAUAUAUGU
This is a messenger RNA of Polistes canadensis, 1713 nucleotides long. Its product is annotated as rhythmically expressed gene 2 protein-like. The record is from RefSeq and is a predicted model, not a curated record. Lineage: Eukaryota; Metazoa; Arthropoda; Insecta; Hymenoptera; Vespidae. Bases 352 to 1107 code for a protein of 251 amino acids. The transcript has 3 exons.